AUGGAUAAACUUAAGGAGAAAAUCAAUAAUUUGAAAUUGGAUGCUGAAAAAUGGCAAGAGAAGUCUGAUGAAUUGUCUGAAAGGAUUAAGGAAUUGGAACAAGAAAGUUUGGAAAAGGAUAACCAAAUCCAAGCCCUCACUAGAAAGAAUCAAGUUCUAGAGGAACAAGUUGAAAAGUUGGAAACUAACCUUGAAGAAAUCAAGAGUACUGCUGAUGAAUCACACUCUUUGAAAACUUCCAAUGAAAACUAUACCAAAAAGAAUCAAGUUUUGGAAGAAGAAUUGGAAGAAGCUGACAAGAACUUGAAGGAGACUACUGAAAAAUUGAGAGAAACAGAUAUUAAAGCUGAACAAUUGGAAAGAAAAGUUGCCAGUUUGGAAAGCGAAAAGGAAGAGCUUGAAAAGAAGCAAGAGGAAUUGACUGAGAAAUACAAUGAAGUUAAGGCUGAAUUGGAUGAAAUCAGUCAACAAUUGGAAGCAAUCUAA
Molecule: messenger RNA, 486 nt
Organism: Lodderomyces parapsilosis
Lineage: Eukaryota; Fungi; Ascomycota; Pichiomycetes; Serinales; Debaryomycetaceae
Gene: TPM2
Product: tropomyosin
Exons: 2
Coding region: 1-486 (161 amino acids)
Biological process (GO): mitotic cytokinesis; actin filament organization
Cellular component (GO): actin filament; actomyosin contractile ring
Molecular function (GO): actin filament binding
Source: RefSeq, a predicted model, not a curated record